Messenger RNA from Acanthisitta chloris (rifleman), 431 nucleotides. RefSeq names its product palmitoyltransferase ZDHHC7-like. The record is from RefSeq and is a predicted model, not a curated record. Lineage: Eukaryota; Metazoa; Chordata; Aves; Passeriformes; Acanthisittidae. The transcript has 2 exons. The annotation marks the transcript as partial.
AUGCAGUCAUCAGGGCACAGGUUCCGUGAUGUCGAGCACCACCCGCUGCUCCCCGACACCGACAGCUAUGACUCCUCUUCCUCGGAGGCUGACAUGGCAGAGAGGGUCUGGUUCAUCAGGGAUGGCUGUGGCAUGGUCUGUGCCAUCAUGACUUGGCUGCUGGUGGUCUAUGCAGACUUUGUAGUGACUUUUGUCAUGUUGCUGCCUUCCAAAGACUUCUGGUACUCUGUGAUCAAUGGGGUUCUCUUUAACUGCCUGGCAGUGCUGGCUCUGUCAUCACAUCUGAGAACUAUGCUAACUGAUCCAGGGGCUGUGCCCAAAGGAAAUGCCACUAAAGAAUACAUGGAUAAUUUGCAGCUGAAACCAGGAGAAGUGAUCUACAAAUGUCCCAAGUGCUGUAGUAUCAAACCUGAGCGAGCACAUCACUGCAG